This is a messenger RNA of Alternaria arbusti, 2856 nucleotides long. RefSeq lists its product as uncharacterized. The record is from RefSeq and is a predicted model, not a curated record. Bases 1 to 2856 code for a protein of 951 amino acids. The transcript has 4 exons. NCBI's taxonomy places the organism in Eukaryota, Fungi, Ascomycota, Dothideomycetes, Pleosporales, Pleosporaceae.
AUGACAGAUUACAGCAAACAGACAGUCGCGCAACUGCGGCAGGUGUUGAAGGACCGGAGUAUACCCAGCACCGGCUUGACACGAAAGGCGCAAAUUAUCGAGAAGCUUCAGGAGGCCGACCUCGCUGCCGAGACUCCCAGUGCGCCAGAUGAGGGUACCGAAAGCGCAGACGCGCCGCCGGAUGCGGUAGAGCAGGUGAAUACCGAAGUUGGCGACGACACUGCCACCAAAGAGCAUGUCCCUGGACCAGCGCUCUCUGAGGCUGGAGGUAUGCGCACUAUGAGUACAUCGCCGCCGCUAGAUGCUGACCCGAGUCUAGAAGCAGAGCAGCCUACACGCGAAGCCGAGCCAGAGCCUCUACCCGUACCCGCAGCGACUACCGAUUCCCUCCCCGAGACAAUUUCGCACAUUGACAGCGAGAUUCCUCCACCAGACGAGAUUAAAGCAAUAGAGCGGCCUGCCGAGAACACCACCAACGCGGAGGAGCCCGGCUCAAUACAACCGGCGGGAGUCUUCAAUGCACCGCCCGCAGAUCCCGACGAUGUGGUUGGCCCAACCGUGACGGAGCCUACAGAUGCGGAAGUUGGAGACGUAAAGAAAGUCGAAGUCGCAGAGGGCGAGCUGCCAGAUGCUCCAGGACCGGCUGCUGAAGCUCUGCGGUUGGCGCAGCCAACGUCUGGACUCCCCGAAGAUUUGCAAGACACGAGCAUGGACGCGAAGACAGCUUCACCUGUGUCCAAUGAGCAACAAUCCGUUGAGAAGCCGGAAUUGCUUACCGUUCCAGAGCCCUCGACGACGGAAACAUCGAGGCUCAACACGGAAGAAGUAGAAACAGACUCGAAGAAGAGAAAGAGGAGGAGUGACACCCCCGAGAUGGCGGACCAGGAAAUCAAGGCAAAGAAGCACAGGCCCAGCCAGGAACCGGCGCCUGGCGUUCACCUGCAGGAAGACGAGGACACCGUUAUGGAGCAAAGAAGAUCGGAGGAAGAGAGCGCACCUUUAGCAAAUGGCAAUCCGAACGAAACAAACGACACUCGCUCUAUACCAGCCGGGGAGGAUCCGCUAGUUGUGGAGACCGACACAAGACGCGAGAAAAAGGAAAAGGCCUCUCGGUACAAAGACCUCAUGAAAUCCAACGCAGACGACACACCCCAGGAAGCCUUGACUGAUGACAGACCCACGGUACCCGCGCUCCACCCUGUGACAUCUGCAUUGUACAUCCGCAAUUUCAUGCGCCCUCUGCGUCUGGAGCCACUACGAGCACACCUAAUCUCUCUUGCCUCGCCGCCAUCCACCUCACCGGACCCCACAAUUGUGGAAACCCUUUUCCUGGACGUACUCAAGUCGCAUGCGCUUGUACUGUUUAGCACUAAGACUGCUGCAUCACGAGUGCGAGCAUCUUUACACGGCUCCAUCUGGCCACCAGAAGGUAACAGGAAAGAGCUCUGGGUCGACUUCGUCCCGGAUGAGCACGUGAAGGAUUGGAUCAAAGAGGAAGAGGACGCUGCAGCUGCCGAGAAGGACGCUCGUGCAAACAAACGCUCACACAACCCCAAAAGGUUUGAAGUCGUAUAUCCAGAGUCCAGUGAUGGCUCUGUUGUAGCUGUAUUCCAGGAAGUCGGUUCAGGCGCUCCUGCAAACGCACCACGAGGCCCACGCGCAAGCGCAGACGCACGAAUGCCAUUUAUACAACAAGCACCAGCACCAUCGCUCCCAACAGCCUCAUCGAAAGAUCCCCGACAAAAUACUGAAGCUUCAUUCAAAACACUCCACGAUCUGUUCAGCUCCACAGAAGCGAAGCCCCAACUCUUCUAUCUCCCCGUUUCGGAUGCUAUUUCCGAUCUGAGGCUAAAGGAACUGGACGCCGAGACAAGCAGAGACUGGGCACCUGGCCAGACGAGGAAGGGGCGGGGCAUCAAGACAGAGAUGAAGUACAAAUACAGUUUUGACGACGAUGACAGGGUUGUCGAAGUUGGUGAAGAGCGCCCUGACUACAGAGGUGGCAGAGGCGGUAGUGGCUACAGAGGGCGGGGGAGGGUCGCGAGCUUCUUCACGCUCAUGUGUCAUUAUAUUGCACCUGAUCUCCAUGAGCAGAAAGAGUACUUUCGCCACGUCGAACCGAAGAAUUGGGGUUGGCCGUUGAAUUGGUUCCAGAAGCUGACCGGCGGCGAGCACAAAGGGUUGCUGAGGAGGCCGAGGAGCGGCAUUACCUGGUUCAAUAUCAAUUACAUCGGGAUAUUCCAAUACGUCGUUCUUCGUACCAUCGUAACAACCGUAGCCGUCAUCACGUCAUCCCUCGGUCAAUUCUGCAAAGGAAGUCAUAACAUCUACGAGCAGCUCAAAGAAGAUCUCGCACCCAACAGACCCGUCUUCAAGAUGGUUUGUGUCAAGCUCAUCGUCUUCUUUACUUACUGGCAAACAUGGCUCAUCUCGCUGCUCAUUCAAUACAGAGCACUGCGACCUACGCGCUUCAUUGCUGAACUGGAUCUUCAUGUCGGAAUUACCUGUCUGCUUACAUGCACCGAGACUUUGGUCUUUGCUGUCCUGCAUUACUGGGCGUUCCCAUGGAGGCCCUACAAGAUCGAUCGGCUUCCGAAGUUCCCUCAACAAAGGUACGAGUGUGGACCCAAUGAAGCUUUGGUGGAGGUAUUGAAUCCUUGGGAUUAUUGCUGCGCGGCUGCUCGCGGCUUCCGUUGGCUAUUCCAUGGCAUUCACUUUCGGAACGAGAGCGUAGCCUACAAGUCCGAUUGCAAAAUUCCUGGUCCCAGGACUCGAGGCGGCACGCAGUCAGAGCCACUACACGACGGAUCGAAGAACAGUUGGAGGUGCAAAGAGAAGGAUCGCAAAACAGAUUGA